AUAGGACUGACUCCUGGGGACACACUUGGUUGGAUGCAAUUAAAAUGCCUGUCAGGCAUUUGAUACCAGAAGCCCCUUGACAAACUGCUAAAUCUGCCAGCAGCGCAGCAUCCUAUUGUGAGUGAAUGAUGGCGGAGCUAGGUGGCUUGUCAUCAUUCUCGAAAAUUCUGUGGCUACUGAGCUCUCUCUCCCUCUCCCACUCGCCUUAUUUUCCUUUUCGCCACUGCAGGGACUUUUUCUAAUUUGCAGUUUUCAUUUUCCCGACACAUAGACACAAGCUGGCGGCUUGCAGACUGCGUCUGUCCAGAGGUAGAUGGCAAACCAAUGGAUAAUAACAUUCGAGAAGAAUGAUUUUGCAGCAGUACUUGAAGAAUAGGAUUUGGGGGUCUUGCUGCAUAUGCGCCGGUAAUGAUUUUCUUUCAAAGGAUCCACUUUGUCUGAUUUAAAGGUUCUACAGCCUGUUGUCAUUAAUACAGGAAACAUUGAUUGGAAACUACUCAUUCAGAAAAUUAAAAGAAACCCAGAUCAUCUUAUUCAUCCUUUAAGAAGACGACAUAACAGCCUUGCUUCUUUGCUAUCUGCUUAACUUGGAGAGUUCACAAGGGAGAGAAGAAUGGCAGAUGACCGGAAAGAUGAAGCUAAAGCACCUCACUGGACAUCAAGUCAACUGGCAGAGGCAUCUUCCCAUCCACAUUCACCUGAGCUUAAGGAGCAGGCAGGAGCAGGAGAUGGAUUAGUCCGAAGUGCCAAUGGAUUUCCAUACAGAGAGGAAGAAGAAGGUGGCUAUGGAAAUCAUGGGCAACAGGGUACCUAUUCAAGAACCAAAGAGAAUGGUAUUAAUGGAGAGCUCACCUCAGCUGAAAGGGAAACAGCAGAGGAAGUAUCUGCAAGGAUAGUCCAAGUAGUAACUGCGGAAGCUGUUGCAGUCCUGAAAGGUGAACAAGAGAAAGAAGCCCAGCAUAAAGACCAACCUGCAGGACUCCCUAUAGCAGUUGAAGAGUCUGCUAAUCUGCCUCCCUCUCCACCUCCAUCACCAGCCUCUGAACAGACUGGAACAGUGGAGGAAGAAGAAGAAACAGUAGAGGGUCCAAUGACUGAGGAAGCGAAACCUGCUGCUCUUCCUGAAAAAGAAUGGGGCAAAGAGUGUGGGCCUACUAAGUCCUCAGACCAACCAAAGGGCCUCAGUGAGGUCCAAGUGGAUUCUAGUUCGAAAGCCAAAAUAGUUCCUGAAGAAAGUGUUUCCACUGGGGGACCACUUGAGAAAAGUAUAAAAGUGGUCCAGGAAGUGUCUCUGGAUAUAAAAACACCUUUCUCUUCUGGGGAAGAUUUACUUACAGCCUCGAAGAUGGAGUUCCAUGAACAACAGGGCACUGGCUCUCUCACAGUUGAACCAUUAGACAAGAAGGAAAAAGAAUCUGGGAAAGAAAGUAAGCCUGCUGAAUUGCCGAAACAUGAUGCCUUAGUCACCCAGCCAGCACAACCUGCAACUGUAGACAAAAAGGACGUACUUGGCAAAGAAGAUGGGAAGGUACCUCUCACUCCAUUUGAACAGACUUUUGGGGAAGAACUAGAGUAUAUGCAGCAGAAAAGUGAACCAAUCCCUGCCAAACUUGAUGUGGUCCUUCCUACAGCAACUGUAUUUCAGAAAGAGCAAAAAGACUUGUCCAUUGAAGUACCCAAGGAUGAAUGGAGUACCUACAGCCAAUUAUCUCCUGGCCCUCUUGCAUCCAUGAAAGAACGCUACGAAGUUCAAGAAAUCCCAAAAUGGGAAGGGAAAAAACUAGACUCUCCAAAGCCAACUCCCUUUGGAAGUGUGAGCUUUCCUUUACCUUCUGAACCUAAAGCUGAUUUGUCAGAUGUCACUCAAGAUAAACUUGUUUCCAAAGCACCAGAGACACUGAAGUCAGAAGAUAAAAAGCCUAAGGAAGAGUCUAGUGACCUACAGGUUGCCAAAGAGAUUCCAAAGGAUGAACAAAUCCAUAUGGAAAAACCCUUAAAAGCAGGGGAAACAACAGCUACAAUGGAAGUUACACCACCCAAAGAAGCUGACAAACCAACUCUAGCAGAAAGUCCCAUUAAGAAAAUGUUCAAUGUUGAGGAAGAAAAGGAUGUAAUAAAGCAAGAAAGUGAGCAGAAAAAAGAGCCUUGUACAUCCAGUGGGCAGAAGUCUACUUUAUUUGACAGUGAACUUCUUCCAAAACCAGAAGAGAAAAACAUUCCUGAAAAGAAAACUAUGCCAAAAGAAGGUGAGCCCCAAAAGGUAUUAGAUGAAGAAAUGGGCAUCAUCAGUGUCUCAACAGAGAAAACAGUCCAAAAGGAAGACAAGAAAGACCAAAAGCCUCCCGUUGAUGAUUUAAAACAUGAUUCAUUCCCUAGAGGCCUAGAGCAAGUCUUCCCAUGUGCAGCCACAACCUCAAAAAUGCUAGAUAAAGCCCCUGACGAACUAGGUCUCCUCAGUGAAAAGAGUGCAACCAAGGAACUAUUUCAAGAGGAAGUUGCUGAUAAAGACAUUGAGGCCCAUAAGGCAGGGGUUGCAACCUCUCUCGAUUAUGAUAGGCAGCUGGACGAAGACAAAUCUGGAAUGUCAAAGUACUUUGAAACCUCUACAUUGAAAGAAGAAACCACAAAGAGCAUCCAGUCUGGCAGUGAUUACUAUGAAUUGAGUGAUACAAAAGAAAGCAUCUAUGAAUCCUAUGAUACAGUUUCACCUAUACAUAAAAGUUCUGAAAAGGAAUUUUACCCAGGAAAGGAGCAGCAACCCGCUCCCAUCUUAGAAGGGGGAUACAGUACCCUUGUACAGAGUUAUCCAGCUGACCUGCCCGAGGAGCCUAGCUCUCCCCAAGAAAGGAUGUUCACCAUUGAUCCAAAAGUUUAUGGAGAAAAACGAGACCUUCACAGUAAAAAUAAGGAUGAUUUGACACUUAGCCGGAGUUUAGGACUUGGCGGUAGAUCUGCUAUAGAACAGAGAAGCAUGUCGAUCAAUUUACCCAUGUCUUGCCUGGAUUCCAUAGCCCUUGGGUUCAACUUUGGUCGGGGACAUGAUCUCUCUCCACUGGCUUCCGAUAUUCUGACUAAUACUAGCGGGAGCAUGGACGAAGGGGAUGAUUACCUCCCAGCCACAACUCCUGCCCUGGAGAAAGCUCCUUGUUUUCCAAUAGAAAGCAAAGAGGAAGAAGAACAAUUGGAGGAAGAGAAAGUGACCAGAGCAGAAAACAUCCAGGUAGAAUCAUUGUGUGAGUCGCCUUUCCCGGCCAAAGAUUAUUAUAAAAAUGGGUCUGUGAUGGCCCCUGACCUGCCCGAAAUGUUGGAUCUAGCAGGCACAAGGUCCAGGCUAGCCUCUGUGAGUGCAGAUGCCGAGGUGGGAAGGAGGAAAUCGGUACCAUCAGAGACGCUACUUGAAGAGAGCAGCACUGGCUUGACUACUCUGACGGAUGAAAACCACGUUGUGGCAAAAGCAGAUAGUCAACUGGAGGAUCUGGGUUACUGUGUUUUCAAUAAAUAUACAGUUCCUCUACCAUCACCUGUCCAGGACAGUGAGAACUUAUCAGGUGAAAGUGGCUCCUUCUAUGAGGGUUCUGAUGACAAGAUGCGAAGAGAUUUGGCCACAGAUCUCUCACUGAUUGAAGUGAAAUUGGCAGCAGCUGGAAGAGUCAAGGAAGAGUUUAGUAGCGAGGGAGAGCCCAUCUCUGGUGAUAAGCCAGGUCUUGAUAAGGAGUCUGAUCACGAAAGGAAGAGUAAUGAUAAAUUGGACACUGUACUAGAAAAGAGUGAAGAACACAUUGAAUCCAAAGAAAUGCUGCUUCUGGAAGAAAAAGAACACCCCAUCAAAGUACCAGAGGGAGUGGAUAAAGUUGAAGCAUUUGGAACAGGAAUGACCUUUGAACAAGUAUUUGGAAAAGAGCCCAUCAAACCGAAAGAUGCUCCUAUUUUCAUAAGUGAAAAGGCAGAAAAGAGUCUUAGUUCAGUGCCAGAGGUGGCUGAGGCAGAACCAUCCCCUAAAGCAGACCAUGGAUUGGAUGCUGCUGCCAAGAAAGCUGAGCAGAGUCAACCCGAUGCUAAGAUCAGUGACUUUGGGCAAGCUGCUUUGGGACUGGGAGGAGAUACCGAGAAAGGAACAGAACUUCAUGCCCAGGCCGAUCAACAGGACAGGACCCAAUUAGCCAAACCUUCUGAGGCAGACACAUUUGAGCCCAGCCACCUGAAAGAGAGCAGCAAGGUUUCUGAGACAGAAGUCAAAGAAAAAGUGGCCAAGCCUGACCUGGUACACCAGGAAGCAGUAGAUAAAGAGGAAUCCUAUGAGUCAAGUGGGGAACCUGAUCACACUCCAGAGAGUUUGACUAUGGAGUCCUUGAAACCUGAUGAGGGCAAGAAAGAAGUGACCCCAGAAGUAGCUGUACUGGAGGAAGACAUCACAAUCAAAUUGUCAACAGAAGAGCCUCCAACCGCGACUGAUUCAAAGAGUUGUGUAGUAAAGACUGAGGAGACUCCUAUCCAGAUGGAGCAAGUUCAGCGGCCAAAAGAAGAAAUCAAGGAAACUCCAGACAUCUCCAUCACUCCCUCAGAAGUCAUCGAACCAUUGCUGCAAGGGAUUGUAUCUGAACCAGAGGAGGCUCAGAGGGAAGAAGAGGAAGAAAUUGAAGCCCGGGGAGAAUCUGAUAAACUGCUUUUCCGCUCGGAAACUCUCCAGAUAACAGACUUGAGUGUUCCAGCUGUCAAAGAGGAAUUGGUGGAGUUGGGCGCAGCAGAAAUGCCUGAGUAUAAGGGAGUGAUUGAGUCUGUGGUGACCAUUGAGGAUGACUUCAUCACCGUAGUGCAGACCACAACAGAUGAAGGGGAAACAGGUUCCCACAGUGUGCGUUUUGCUGCACUAGAGCAGCCAGAGGUGGAAAGGAGGCCAUCUCCCCCUGAAGAAGAAGAAGAGCCCCAAAUAGAAGAAUCUGCAGAAGCACUUGGAGAACCCAAAGAGGGCUCCCCUGAGGCCCCUGCUUCUCCAGAAAAGGAAGAAGUUGGCUUUUCUGAAUACAAGACAGAAACAUAUGAUGAUUAUAAAGAUGAGACAACCAUCGAUGACUCCAUCAUGGAUGCUGACAGCCUCUGGGUGGAUACUCAAGAUGAUGAUAGAAGCAUCAUGACAGAGCAGUUAGAGACUGUUCCCAAAGAAGAGAAAGCAGAGAAGGAAGUUCGGAGACCAUCUCUCGAUAAACAUAGGAAAGAAAAACCCUUUAAAACUGGGAGAGGCAGAAUUUCCACUCCUGAAAGAAAAAUAGCUAAAAAGGAACCUAGCACAGUCUCCAGAGAUGAAGUGAGAAGGAAAAAAGCAGUUUAUAAGAAGGCUGAACUUGGUAAAAAAACAGAAGUUCAGGCCCACUCUCCCUCCAGGAAAAUCAUUUUAAAACCUGCUAUCAAAUAUACUAGACCAACUCAUCUCUCCUGCGUUAAGCGGAAAACCACAGCAGCAGGUGGAGAAACAAAUCAGGCUUCUGGUAUAUAUAAACAAGCAAAGGACAAAUUCUCAGAUGGUGUAAGCAAGAGCCCUGAGAAGCGCUCAUCUCUGCCUAGGCCUUCCUCAAUCCUUCCUACGCGAAGAGGUGCAUCAGGAGACCGAGAUGAGAAUUCCUUCUCCCUCAACACUUCUAUGUCUGCUUCAGUACGACGAACUACUAGGUCAGAGCCAAUUCGCAGAACAGGAAAAAGUGGUACAUCAACACCCACUACUCCAGGCUCUACUGCCAUCACUCCUGGUACACCACCCAGUUAUUCCUCCCGUACUCCAGGCACUCCUGGUACCCCUAGUUACCCUCGAACCCCUCACACACCAGGAACCCCCAAAUCUGCCAUCCUGGUGCCCACUGAGAAAAAAGUUGCCAUUAUACGUACUCCUCCAAAGUCUCCAGCUACCCCUAAACAACUGCGACUUAUCAACCAACCACUGCCUGACCUGAAGAACGUAAGGUCCAAAAUUGGAUCCACAGACAACAUCAGAUAUCAACCUAAAGGUGGACAGGUUAGGAUUUUAAACAAGAAGAUGGAUUUUAGCGAGGUUCAGUCCAGAUGUGGUUCCAAGGAUAACAUCAAACAUUCUGCAGGGGGAGGAAAUAUACAAAUUGUUACCAAGAAGAUUGACUUAAGCCACGUGACAUCCAAAUGUGGUUCCCUAAAGAACAUCCGUCAUAGGCCAGGUGGUGGCCGUGUGAAAAUUGAAAGUGUGAAGCUGGAUUUCAAAGAAAAGGCACAUGCUAAAGUGGGAUCACUUGACAAUGCCCACCACAUACCUGGAGGUGGUAAUGUCAAGAUUGACAGCCAAAAAUUGAACUUCAGAGAACAUGCUAAGGCUCGAGUGGACCACGGUGCUGAGAUCAUUACACAGUCUCCGGGCAGAUCCAGUGUGGCCUCCCCCAGGCGACUCAGCAAUGUCUCCUCAUCUGGAAGCAUCAAUCUGCUCGAAUCCCCCCAGCUUGCCACUUUGGCUGAAGAUGUCACUGCCGCCCUUGCUAAGCAGGGCUUAUGAAUCUGUCUCAUUUAACACUGAAUGAAGUAAUGCUAUUUAGUCAUGAGCUCUUGGCAGGAGCGGGCUCAGAACAGGUGUUAUAUUCAAUCCUUUUACAAAUUCUAAAAAUAAAUCUUAUCCCAAGAUUGUGCUUACCAUUAUGAUAAAAAAUAAUCCCCCAAAUUUAAGUAUGUGCAGAAAUUGACCUGAUUUCAUUUGCAGCAGGAAGACUCAUUGCUUUACACAAGUACAAUUGCAAUAUAUUCCAUUUGAUGAUUCUUGUUGCUCUGCUCUGUCUUGCAUGGAGUAUUAUGAUAAAAAUGCAUUUUACCUUUCAUGUGCCUGAAGGCCAUCCACUAUUUUCUGAGAGCCUCGUUAAUAUCCAAGCUGCUCAUUUCACUGGUCUGUUUAUGGACAACAAAGGUUGUCCUUUGUAACUUAUUACAGGUUAAAUUAAACUGAAAGAGUCUGAUUAGAAGAUGAGAAGAACAUAUAAGAAAAAAAAAAACAAGUUUAAAAAAAGUGUUAUUUUGUAUAAAUGGGAAGAAAGAUUCAAUUAAGUUAUUAACAUUUGGGGCCUGGAUAAUUAAAUCAGUGUAUAGGUGAUUCCGAUAAAUUAUUUAACUAAUUAAAAAAAGUAGUUGAAGAACACUUGAACUCUGUUUUUGAGGAAGUGAUAUAAAAGAGCAGCUAUUAGACUUGGAGCACUUCCACAAUGAUGGACUUGUGUCUGAUUAGGAUGUCAGUUUAAUUGGCUAGAUUUGUGUCCACACUACAAGUUUCACAUCCUUUCCAUCUGUUUGAUACAGUAUUAUAGAUAUACAUAUAUAUAUACAUAUAUAUAUUUCUCUGUGGCCAUUUGUGAUAUUCCCUCAUAUACUUGAAUAUUAUACUUCUUUAUUAUUCACAGUAUCUGUGUCUCUUGCACCCUUUGGUGUUGAAAUUUUAGGUAUGUGAAAGUAGAUGUUAGCCGGGUUUUUUUCCCUAUUGAAAAAAAAACACAAAACAUUUAAAAAGAGAAAAACUUUUAGCAUGAAGUUGCGUUCUGUAACAACUAAAAGCCGUGCCCCUGUUUUGGUGCCAGAUGCAAGUCUCUUCUGUAAUGCUAGAAUUUUUAUUUUCCUUUUAUGUUUCUCUUCACCAACAUAGAGUUUGCUAGGGAGGUCUGGAUAUAUAUGUAAAAGGAUCAAAAAACUGUUGGUUUGAGAUUCUGGAAUUUUUUUAAAUUAAGAAAUAAUUUGGGCUUUACUCCCAUAAUUAUGAGAUGAUGGCCUCUUUUAUUUAUUUAUUUACUUUUUUUUUUUCAUUUGCUAAAGUUGAAUCCAAGAGAGUGGAUUUGAGAAAAUGUCAUUCCUCUCCUCAAGAUAGCAUCUCCUUGUUAAAUUAACUAGGCUAUCAGAGGUGGCCACCCAUUGAAAUAGAACAUUUGUCCACAUUCCAAAAAAAGCAAAAAUGCUUUCAAUUAGAAGAAUACUUUUUUUAAAGUGUGUAUAGAAAUAAAAAGUAGAACUACAGCUUAGAAUUAGACUCUGCACUAACACUGCAUCAACUUAAAAUAAAAAAACACUAGGGCUUAACAUGGUUUCUCAGGGGAGAGGGCUGUUCUGAUAUUAUCAACAGCAAUCUUGUCUGGAAAUCACGAAACAACUCAUUCAAAUCACAGAUUGUCGAUUUUAAAUUAAUUGACAAACAUUUCCAUGGUCCAUUCUGAGCUGUCCCUUAAUAAGGGCAGAGGAUGACAUGGAAGCUAUUUGAUAUUUUAAGUGUUCUUAAGAUCACUCAUCUUCAAACUAAACUGUUGAAGUCAGACUGGGAGGUCUGAUGUUUCUUUUGAGCCUAAUUCAGUUUCAAAACUUGAUUGGAGGAGAGGAGAGGAUGAAUGUGGGCUUCAGCAACACGUUAGUGUGUAUCAUCUAACAAAAAUACAAAGGGUGAAGAGACAGUGAGCUGUAGGAGUAGUGUAAAGACCCAUUUGACAUUGUCUUUAAUGUGGAUUCCCUAAGGGAAAAACCCUAGAAACACAGAAAAUCCCUCACUUCAUUAGUUUUCAACAGAGAGCUUUUAUACACUCCCAAUCCUGUCUAACCCUGUCUAUCAGUCAGUUGUUUGAUGCAAAUGUUGUGAAUUUAGAAACUGAGUGGAACAAUGGGUUUCUAAUUUCUGCCUUGUAAUUGCUGAGUAGUGUCUGCUUAACUAACCCUGGCAUUUACACAGAAAUAUUUCCUGGUGUAGUGCAUCCAAGUCCUUUAUGUUGCACAAGCAGGAAGACUAGUAGUGUGGAACACAUUGCUCAGACCCUGUACCACCAAUGAAUGCAAAAUAACUUGGCAGUAUUUUUCUUAAGCCUUUUGAUAGUGUUAGCUAGCAACUAAGGUUCUGUGGAACAUCCAUUCGACAGAAAUUGAACACCAGCUGGUCCAGACAGUGUUUAACCUGUGACUCGAGUAUGUUUUUUAGAUCUGCUUUUAAAUUACAAACACACACACCAAAAACAAACAAAAAGAAUAAUUCAAGAUAGUGAAGUUUAGUUACCUGCAAAUAAAAGUCCAGAGUUAGGUUAGUGGGAAGGCAUUUAAAUCUUUAGGUUUUUCCUUGUCCAGUCCUGGCAAGGUCUUUAGAAUGAGUAAAAACAAAAAACAAAAAAACAAAACAGAUUGUGCUGACUCAAGGAAAACACACAGGUUAAGUUACAGGGCUCUUGAAGCCCCUUGAAAAAAGCCAAGCCUUGUCUUCACUCUCAAGAACACUACUCAACAUAAGCUUUGCAAACAUAAUACUAACAAGGAAGACCAAUGCAUCUGGUGGUUAGAUGUCAGAACUCUAAAUGCUUUGAUUCUAGAUCCUCUAUAUCCAGAUUUAAUCUGGCUUUGACUGCUGAGAAACAGUCUCACAGUAACUGCCCAAGUAAUCCAGAUACAUGAAGAGUUAUAAGGCCAAUGUUCACAAAAGAACCAACUCUCUCGGAAUCUCACCUGCAACUGAGAAACAUUUAAAUUAUAAUGAUCCGGAUUCGAGGAAGAGUUUUAAAGGCCCAUGUUCACUUGAACCAACUCUCUCUGGAUUCACCUGCUGUGCUAACAGGAUGGUGGGCUCCAGUCCAUCUACAAGCAAAAGUCCUGUGUAGCUUUAGGUAGCAAGGACCUGAAAAGGGCUGGACAGAGAAAAUUGAUGGAAGUUGAGAAAAUGCGAAUGCAGUCAGUCUACAAAUACUUAUGGUAGACUUUAUAUUUUUUUCCUACCAUGUACAACAGGAAAUGGUACAUUAACCAAAUAGUAUUAAUGUCGUGAUAUUCCUUGUAAUUGAUUCUGACACAACCGGAAAUAUAAACAUUUUUUUUUCUAUCUUUCAUGCCAGACGAAAGAGGAAAGGGAAUCAGUUAACCUUUAAGUGGCAGAAAAAGGAUUUGCUGCUUGGAAGUAAACAUGUAGAGACAGAUUCCAGUUAUUCCUUCAAAAGUGUGCAUAUUUCAGCUUAAUUCCAUGUUUAUGUUUAAAAUUAUACAGAUAGGAUUCUAGCCUAGGUGAAUAAACUGGAGCAAUUCCCUCUAGAACAAAAGCUGCCUAUUUUCAGACUGAGAAAAGGUUAAUCGUAACAAUUCACUUCAACUUUAGCAAAGAGGAAAAAAACAAACAAGCAAAAAAUGCACACCCAGUGUGCCCGGAUUCCAAGUGUUAAAACAUACCUUACAAAUCUAUGGGGUUUUUUUUCUGAGAAUUCUAGAGCCUGUUACUAUAGAGAGGCAUUUCUUCAGUGGCUGGUGGUAGUUAGUUCAUGUUUUUCAAUCAGAUUUGCAAUUGUAUUGUUGCUGUAUAGUGAUUGUUUUGCAAAUAAAAUUGCUUGUCAUCUAA
Messenger RNA from Dromiciops gliroides (monito del monte), 10336 nucleotides. RefSeq names its product microtubule associated protein 2 (gene MAP2). NCBI's taxonomy places the organism in Eukaryota, Metazoa, Chordata, Mammalia, Microbiotheria, Microbiotheriidae. The transcript is spliced from 17 exons. Gene Ontology annotation, biological process: microtubule cytoskeleton organization; neuron projection development. Gene Ontology annotation, molecular function: microtubule binding. The coding region runs from base 614 to 6508 and encodes 1964 amino acids. Gene Ontology annotation, cellular component: neuron projection. The record is from RefSeq and is a predicted model, not a curated record.